AUGGGCAUCCGCACUGUUCAGACUCAGAACUUGACCCACGACGAGUCCCUCCAACUCCUCUACAAACAACGCGCCGCCCGCCCCAACUCUCCCCACCUCACCAUCUACCAGCCUCAAUUGACCUGGUACAUGUCCGCCGCGCACCGUAUCACCGGUUGUGCCGUCUCCGGUGGUCUCUACGCCUUUGCCUUCGCAUACCUCGCUUCGCCCUAUAUCGGUCUCGACCUCUCUACCACCUCUCUCGCCGCCUCUUUCGGUGCGUUGGCGCCUGUUACGAAGAUUGCGAUCAAGAGCGUGUUGGCGUUCCCCUUCACGUUUCACUCUUGGAAUGGAAUUAGGCAUUUGAUUUGGGAUACUGGAAGCUUCUUGGAUUUGAAGGGUGUUUACAGGACUGGAUACAUCGUGUUGGGUGUUUCUACUGUUUCUGCUGUGGCUUUGGCCUUGUACUAA
This is a messenger RNA of Saitoella complicata NRRL Y-17804, 450 nucleotides long. Its product is annotated as cytochrome b560 subunit of succinate dehydrogenase. Gene Ontology annotation, molecular function: electron transfer activity; succinate dehydrogenase activity. NCBI's taxonomy places the organism in Eukaryota, Fungi, Ascomycota, Saitoellomycetes, Saitoellales, Saitoellaceae. Bases 1 to 450 code for a protein of 149 amino acids. The record is from RefSeq and is a predicted model, not a curated record. The transcript has a single exon. Gene Ontology annotation, cellular component: membrane. Gene Ontology annotation, biological process: mitochondrial electron transport, succinate to ubiquinone; tricarboxylic acid cycle.